Heterobasidion irregulare TC 32-1 is the source of this 813-nucleotide messenger RNA. RefSeq lists its product as uncharacterized. The transcript is spliced from 6 exons. The coding region runs from base 1 to 813 and encodes 270 amino acids. NCBI's taxonomy places the organism in Eukaryota, Fungi, Basidiomycota, Agaricomycetes, Russulales, Bondarzewiaceae. The record is from RefSeq and is a predicted model, not a curated record.
AUGCAAGCAGAAUUGAAGCAAGGGACGUACCAUCUCUCACUUUCCGAAUUAGCUGGUGAAGCGUUGUUGAGCUUCAAGCCUAUCAACUCCAUUCAUCAGCAUUUCUACGCAUUUCAUGUAUAUUCGCAUGAUCAAACCUGCUCUGUUGAGGCGCAUCACUUCUGUACCCAUGUUUCCGCUGAUCUGCACCAAUACGUCAUCUACGACUCAUAUGAACCUAGAGCAAAGUUGAUUGGCAUCGAGUACAUAGUGUCUGAGAAGGUCUUCAAAAACCUACCUUCUGAAGAGAAGAGAUACUGGCAUUCUCACAAAUAUGAGAUUGAAAGUGGUCUACUUCAACUUAUGGCCAAAGGUGCCGUGCCAAACGUAGUCACGGAUAUUGCUGAACAUCCUGCAAUGCUUGAACUUCAACAAACAUAUGGCAAGACCAUCCAUACUUGGGCAAUAGAUUCAACGCCCGAACUACCACUUGGCCCACGGAACCUCAUGAUGUCAUUCACCUACAAUAAUCCUCACGAUCCUAGCAUUGUAAGAGAGAGGGAUGAGCGCUAUGGGAUUGCGACCGAUGCGAUGAGGGAUUCUCGCAAGAAAUAUCUGCCGUCGUAUGAGCUUGUGGAUGGAGUAGACAAUUGGGAGAAGACCGGGAAGGCUAUUGUAUUCAAGGCCGCCGAAAGUCUCGUUCAGGUUCACAUCUAUCGACCCAUGUUGUAUCUUUUAGUCGAAAUGCAAGCGAUAGUUUUGCUCAUUCACUCAACUUGCGGUUGGAUUGUUCGCAAACCACAUGACCUGAUAUUUUUGACCAAUUGUGCUUAA